AUGGAUUCAAGCAAUUAUUACAUUAUAUUAAAAUUUAAAUUUAUUUGUUCAACAAUGAAGUUGAUAAUACUUCUUUUGUUAAUAAUAUGUGCGAGCUUUAUGGUAACUACAAUCGAGACGGCAACUUGCAACAAUCCGAUUAUUUAUAAUAAUUUGAAUUUACCAGCAACUAUCAAUCUUGCACAACUAGCAUUUGGAAGAGGAUUUUUGCCAAACAAGAGUAUUGAAAUUAAUGGUGUGGUUCUUGCAAACCCAGACCUAUUUGUGGUUAAUUUGUUCGAAGAUGGAGUGAUGCAGCAAACUGCUGACAUUCCAUUCCAUUGCAAACCGCUCUUUCGAUUCAAUCCGACUCGGGUUGUUCGUAACAAUUGGAUAAAAAACCGAGGAUGGGGACCUGAGGAAACGUCUGGUGGUUUUCCAUUCAGGGCUGGUCAGCCAUUCGUUUUGGAAUUUGUUACAGAUUUAAAAAAUACAAUAAUUAUCAAUGUCAAUAAUAAACGUUUUGCAACUUUCACUCGUGUGGAUUUGAGUAAAAUUAGUCAAUUAUAUAUUGAUGGGAGAGGAACAAUUACAGUUAAUUCUUUGACAUUGUGUCCCAAUCCAGUUAUAACGACUACAACAGCAAAGCCAACAACCACAACAGAAGAACCUACGACGACAACAGAAGAACCUACCACUACAACUGCAGAACCGACCACCACAACAGAGGAACCAACUACUACAACAGAGAAACCUACAACCACAACUGUAGAACCGACUACGACACCUCUUCCAACCUGUCCCUAUCCUAUCGUUAUAGCAUAUCCGGAAAUCCCAGCAACGAUCGACCUUUUGAAGCAAGGAUUUGGAGAAGGAUUUGCUCCACCUAAACGUAUUGUAUUUGUUGGUUCUCCUACUAAUACAACUGACCGUUUUAUGAUUAAUUUGUAUAGUGAUGGGGUGCCAGAUUUUACUGCUACAACAGUGUUCCACUUCAAUCCGAGAUUUAAAGAAAAGCAGGUUGUACGAAAUACAUGGUCACCAAUCACAGGAUGGGGAAAAGAAGAACGCUAUGGAGGAUUUCCUUUCAGAAUUGGAGAACCGUUCGUUUUGGAAUUUAUUGCGGCAGAAAAAAACACAAUAAUUGUAAUUACGAUAGGGAUGUUCCUCGAUAUAUUAUUUUUUAGGUUCAUGUCGAUUACAAACCAUUUGUAA
Meloidogyne enterolobii is the source of this 1194-nucleotide messenger RNA. The record is from the annotation of a GenBank genome assembly. Lineage: Eukaryota; Metazoa; Nematoda; Chromadorea; Rhabditida; Meloidogynidae.